Molecule: messenger RNA, 483 nt
Organism: Paramecium tetraurelia
Lineage: Eukaryota; Ciliophora; Oligohymenophorea; Peniculida; Parameciidae
Exons: 1
Source: RefSeq, a predicted model, not a curated record
AUGGAAUCUCUACUAAAAUUAGACGAAUACAGCAAAGGAUUCGUCCAAAUUAACUAUUUUAUUGAGCAAUUUACGUUAGCAUCAUAAGGUGAAAGUUACUUUACAAAAUUUAUUAAUAAAAGCUAGAAUAGAAUGAAAUUUCUUGAUUUUUUGACAUAUUUUAGAUCAUAAAAAUAAAAAAUAUAAAGACAGUUAUUUUUUAUAGAUACCUUAAAGAUUUAAGAAAAAAAGUUAGACGCAAUUAAAAUAAAAAAGAAAUAAUUAAUCUAGAGAAUGAUAGAGAAAUUUAAUCAUUAUCGAUAAGCUGAAUAUUAUAUAAAUGACUUGAUGUAUAGAAAUAAAGAGAUUUUUAAGAAAAUGAGAAAUUAUAAUUAAGAAAACUUAAACAAUUUGCAUAAUCUAUAAUAAGAACUUUCUCAAUAGCUAAUUAGAUAUAAUUAUUGCGAAAUGUUUGUUGAUACAACAUACUACUUAGCUUAUUGA